Molecule: messenger RNA, 422 nt
Organism: Zonotrichia albicollis (white-throated sparrow)
Lineage: Eukaryota; Metazoa; Chordata; Aves; Passeriformes; Passerellidae
Source: RefSeq, a predicted model, not a curated record
AUGCCCAUUCCCCCAAGUAUUUCCAGUAUCCACGCAUUGCCCCAGCCUCAUAUCUCCCCANCCCUGCCCAUCCAGCCCAGGAAGAGGUAUGUGUUCACCUGGCACUGCCCCAAUGGCCCUGGCUCCUCCUGCCCCUUCGUCAUCGACACCUCUGGUGCUUAUUUCCGUCCGGAUGGCGCUGCUGGGAACUACCUGGGCGGGAUGAGCCCCUCUGAGGAGGAAGAGCCGGAUCCCAGCGAUCUCUCGGUGGAUCACAAUUAUUUCCAGGAGCAGAUCUGGCCCUGCCUGGCUCAGCGUGUCCCAGCCUUUGAAUCCCUGAAGGUCAGGGGCUCUUGGGCAGGGUACUACGACUACAACACCUUCGACCAGAACCCGGUGCUGGGCCCGCACCCCCGGCUGGAGAACCUGUUCUCAGCUGCGGG